Molecule: messenger RNA, 1976 nt
Organism: Silurus meridionalis
Lineage: Eukaryota; Metazoa; Chordata; Actinopteri; Siluriformes; Siluridae
Gene: npas4l
Product: neuronal PAS domain protein 4 like
Biological process (GO): regulation of transcription by RNA polymerase II
Molecular function (GO): DNA-binding transcription factor activity, RNA polymerase II-specific; RNA polymerase II transcription regulatory region sequence-specific DNA binding
Source: RefSeq, a predicted model, not a curated record
AUGACGCUCGGACACGCACUAUAUUAUUUACAUUCACAUUCCAUAUCUUCAUCAUCAUCAUCAUCAUCAUCAUCCACAUCAUCCACCUCGUCUUAUCCAGAUGCACGCGGCCCCAUAAGGAAGAACCGAAAGUUUCGGUCCACCAAAGGAGCGUCGAAAGCGCGGCGUGAUUUGAUCAACGCAGAAAUUCAGAAGCUGCGCGCGCUGCUGCCGAUCAGCGCCGAGGAGCGCGAGCGCCUCUCCUACCUGCACGCGAUGUCCGUCGUCUGCACGUUUAUCCGGAAAUCCGUACUGCUUGGGCGUAAUGGAGUUUGUGUUGGAGCUGGUCAUGAAGGUGUGACUCCUGUGUAUGAAGACCUGCUGGAUGCACUGCCUGGUUUUUUAGUUCUGAUGACGACAGAAGGAAAACUGCUGUACGUUUCUGAGAACGUCUCCCACUACCUUGGCCUUUCCAUGGUGGAGGUUCUGCAGGGGGACACAUUUUACAGCAUGAUCACUGACAAUGACACAGAAAAGGUUAAACUCUACCUUCAGGACCAGGCCCUGAACACAGAGAGGAGUUGUGUGUGUGUGUUCAGGACUAAUAGACGCUGCUGCCCCCUGCUAGUCAGGUUGCGUUUGUUUGACCCUCAGCGGGGCCUCGUCGUGGCACUGUGUUCACCUUCACAGAGAGAGAGAGACAGCUUUACCACCAAACACACACCAGACAUGAGAUACACUCACACACACCACAGUGUAGUCCUACAUUUGGGUUAUGAGGCAGAGGAGCUGAUUGGUCAAUCAUGGUACAGCAUUAUCCACCCUGAUGACCUGUUACUAAGCGCCAGAACACACAAACAACUGAUGCACUGUGAGCAAGUAGACAUGGUGCUAAGAGUGCAGGAUAAACAGCUAAACUGGGUCUGGCUUUAUAUCAUCGCCAAGAGACACACACAAAGUCACAUGAUCACCUGUACCAAUUACAUCAUCAGUGAAGUCGAGGCUGAGGAUCUGAGACCUAAACUCAGUGUCGUGCCGUCCAUCUCUUCUUCAUCCCCUAGUCCUCCAGUUCCCCAGAAUUCUCAGCGCUCCACCAAGAGACCAGCAGAGGACAGCAUUGAACACAAGAGGAGAAAAAACAGACGAGUGUCUACAGCUGCAUCCUUUUCUCUUCCCUAUAGCCCUGGUUUCUCAUCAUCUUCUCCAGCACAGGAUGCUGGCAACUUCCUGUUAAGCUCCUCAUUAUACCCCCCACCCCUCAGACCUUUCAGUUGCCCAGCUUUAACCCCACCCCCCUCCUCCCACCCCCAGUGCAUUACCAUAGUGAGGUCAGUGUUCCAGAUGACCAUUCAGAACUUUCUGGCACCUUGGCUGACAGUUUCCUGUACAUUGAGGACUUUAAUUCAUUUCCUGCAUGUGACUGGAAGAGGUAGAACAUUCCAUGCCACAGAGGAUUAUGGGUGGACAGGCCUGCUGACUCCGUCCCCUUCAUCUCUACAUUACACUGAGAUGGAGCAGGUUGAGAUCAGCGUCCUUGCUCAGCAGAUCUCUUCUCUGGCCAGUAGCUUUGAUUCAUACUGUACUAAAAACUCCGCCCACCGAUCUGACCACGACCCUGACUUUCAGUCUCAUGACCCUGAGGACGUCCUAUUGGAUGAAGAAGUGAUUGACAGUGUAAUGCAGGUUCACAGGGCUACUCUGGAGGUUGAGGCUCUCGAGGCUCUGCUGGAGAUAGAAAGUAAUUCAGAGGAACAACAUGAAUUCAGCAUUUAUUCACACAUGGCAAGAUGGGUUUAAUGGUGAUUUUUUUCUGUGAUGUCACUGCCUCAAACAGAGGUCUGGGACCCCGAUCAGUCCAGAUCUUGUAUCCUGGAGUCCAGCAGCUCUUUCUUCACUACUGCCAUGAGAAAGGGCCGUAACGAACACUACCUCAAACCUCAUCAUUAUCAUGAUUAUUAUUAUUUUUUUUAUAAUGUACAGAUAUAAAGGUAUGAACA